CUUGUCGUAAACAUACUACUUUUUAUCUAUUUGAAUCCCCUGACUUCCUGAAUCCACAUCUUUUUAUCUUUCUUCAUUAACAUAACUGAUCGUCGAACACCUUGUCUGUACUUGCUUCGACCAAACACUCUCAAGUACACAACCUACUCGACGCUCUUCUAUCCAUACGAUACUACUUUAUAGAAGAACGCUGGAACCAGCAUUGGAGAACUACAAGAGCAAAGCUUCCAACAACAACGACACGAUGACCAAGCGGUGGUUUGUCGAAACCACACCGGAGGGGCGACAGCAGUUUGUGUCCAUCAAGAGAUCGCGUUCUUACACUGGACGCCACGACCGAGUUCGCGAGAUUGACUACGUCAAAGUCAGCCUUGACGAAUGGAACUCCCUCGUGGAGAAGGAGCGCAAGCUCGAAGAGAUCAAUAAGUCGGUGGUGGAUGAAAACAACCGCCUCAAGACCACAUCCCAGGCUGAGGCUAAGCGCCUCGCCCUGGUUGUCGUUCCCAGUCUCGAGAAGCAGAUCGCCUCCCUCUCCAUCGAGAACGAGGCUCUCCGUCGCAGCAUCGAUAAGACGGGCGACAGCUCUUCCAAGCACCACCGCGAGGAAGAGAGGCUGCGCUACAAGGUUGCCAAGUUUGAGGCCGACAAUCUGGCACUCCGAGAGGAGAAUGCCGCUUUGCGGGAGAAGAACCGUAGCCUCUCUCGGCAGAUUGACCAGAGCUUCAGCCGUCGUGUGUCUGAGCUUGUUGCAGAAGCUGAGACGUGGAAGUACCACUACCGUCACUGGCGUUCUCGCUACGAGGAGCUUUUGAAGCGCUACAACGACAUCUAUGACUUGAUGGAGACUCGGACGAAGAAGAUGAAGGGCUACGAAGAGAAAACUAUUGCAUAUGAAGAUAUCCUGCGACGAAACGAGAUGAUCUAAGACUUUUACGUCUUCUGUAUCUCUCAUCUUCUACCUUUUCUAGUCUGUGAAACUUGAGGUCGUUUGUGAAAUCACCUCGAUCACAGUGCCAACCGCAGAGGUUGGUGUGGCUGUAUUACUUUGGGAUUUUUUUUUUUUUGUUCUCCGGUACGUGAAGGGACUUGGUUUAGAGUAGAAGGCUUACACUGACGUAUCAUGUUUUUUUUUUCUUUGCUCAUAGACCAGAUAGCGCUCCACACUUGGAGCCUUGCUUUUUUCUUUUCCUUUGUUCUGUGUUAUUAUG
Trichoderma asperellum CBS 433.97 is the source of this 1208-nucleotide messenger RNA. RefSeq lists its product as uncharacterized. NCBI's taxonomy places the organism in Eukaryota, Fungi, Ascomycota, Sordariomycetes, Hypocreales, Hypocreaceae. The record is from RefSeq and is a predicted model, not a curated record.